UUUUACUCACGAUUUUUUCUUUCCGACCCCAUUGCAUUGCGCAGUGGUAUAAAUUCGAUUACCGCUUCGAGGUGUCUUUAUUUCAACCCAAAGCACCUACCUUGUAAUUGAAAUAAUAUUUCAUCGUCCAGCUGCAGUGAUUUUAUACAAAAUUUACCAUUUUCGCCACACGUGCCGCUGAAUAAGCUCUGAAACAUUAUUACCAUGAAGAUUUUAAUCGGAUACUGUGUUCUCUGCAUUUUUCUAAUAGAAGUGCAGGGUAAACCGCAAAUAACGAAGCUAUUUCCGGUUAAAGAAUUGGCAGCGUUUCACGAGAGAACAAGCGACAUAAAACCGCUCGACAAAUUGCUUGCCAAGUUACAAGCUGGUUAUAAUUUCGUUUUCAACCGAGCCGAGGACACGAGUAACGUUGAGAAAAUUUUGUCAAACGACGAGCCGAACCCAGACGUCGAAGCGUUGAAAUUGAUCUGGGCGAACGUGAUCAGCCCUCUCCCAACCGCUUCGAGUGGCAAUAAGGAAUCCGAUUUCACCUUAGGGCGGUCCUUCGAUACGGAAAGCAAGAAGGAAAAUGAAAUAUCGAAGGGAUCUGCCGCCCCGGAAACUGUAAAAAAAUCGGAGACGGACGACUGGCUCGACGGAAUCGAGGCGCCGAAAACCGUCGACGGAUUAGAACUACAGGAGAAUUCGGACGACGAUAGCGUCGUCGAAACAACGACGCCGACUACUCUCCAAUUGCCCGCGGCUCUUGGACGACAUUUGUUGGAAUGGCUCGGGAGUCUCCUCAACUUAACUUACGGAGCUUACACCAGGGUGGCUCAGGCCGUAAAGCCGUAGAGGGAUGAGAAAAAACAGGAUGUAAGGGAAGUCGGUUUUUUAUCCGUCAUCAGACUCCACGGAUGCGAACUCUGCGAUGGAUCGAAUAACGAUAAGUAAUACAAUAUUGUAGUUGUAAGAAACUAUUGCUAUUUGUAUAAAUAAUAAAUAUGCGGUAUACUUACCCUAUUCGUGCAAUAAAGAAUAUUGUCUGUUGAAUUUAGGGAGUAUUUCGAAAAGCGUUUGACUUAUCGUCUUUGCGGCGUACUAACGGAUUGGUAAAUAGAAUUGGGGCUUCAUCGAGUAAUCGUUGAUUUUUACUAUUAAUGAAACGACAACCUUUCACUAGGUUUCUUUUUAUUCCAAAAUAUCUCGAUCAGAAAAAUACAUAUGUGUAUGUGAUUUUUGGCAAUCAGUAUCAAUAUUAUACAUAUAACAAGAGUUUUGUUGAGUAAAAUGUAUUAUACCUACAUCGUAAAAUACAUCAUCACUGUCUAAAUGAUGGUUUAAAAAAUUAUAUAGUCUAGUCAAUCUCGAAAAAGUUCUUAAAAUUGAAUCGAUCGAUUCACAGUCAAUAAAAAUUACAGUCAAAUACUGACAUCAAUAUGUAAGAUCUUUGGCUCUAUCAUUAUGCAGUAUUAUGAGAUGUACAUUAUACGUUAUAUCGUCAUAAAAUUAUCAAGACGCAAGGAAAACCUCUAGAUUUAGAUAAAUUAACUAUCGUUAUUAUGAUUACUUGUAUAAUUAUUCACUGGUGGGAACAUCGUCCGAUUACAUUAUGGGUGGGAGAAAACAAAAAAAAAAAAAAAAAGACCAGCUACGGCAUAACCAUGUUUGUACAAUCUAUUGAGUUAAUCAGCCACUGACGUGGUGAAUUUAAAUAACGAUAAAACACUCGU
Molecule: messenger RNA, 1712 nt
Organism: Neodiprion virginianus
Lineage: Eukaryota; Metazoa; Arthropoda; Insecta; Hymenoptera; Diprionidae
Exons: 2
Coding region: 205-834 (209 amino acids)
Source: RefSeq, a predicted model, not a curated record